Lates calcarifer (barramundi perch) is the source of this 3099-nucleotide messenger RNA. RefSeq names its product PR domain containing 13 (gene prdm13). The record is from RefSeq and is a predicted model, not a curated record. Bases 98 to 2008 code for a protein of 636 amino acids. The transcript is spliced from 4 exons. Gene Ontology annotation, molecular function: protein binding. Gene Ontology annotation, cellular component: nucleus. NCBI's taxonomy places the organism in Eukaryota, Metazoa, Chordata, Actinopteri, Centropomidae.
GGUCCUCAUCCUCUCUCCUCUCUCUCUCUCUCUCUCUCUUCCUCCUCCUCUUCCUCCUUCCCCUGCACUCUCAUACUCUCGGUCUCCAUCAGUCUUCAUGGUUCUGAUCUCACCCCACGCCAUGCAAGCCACCCGGGCGUCCACCACCGUCAGUGUGUUUGCGGACUGCAGCAUCCCGGCCGGGCUCCGGAUAGGACCGGUACCGGGCAUCUUCAAACUGGGGAAGUACGUGUCGGAUCGUAAAGAAGUUGGACCCAAGAAGAAGAUCCGCUUGGUGCGGGGAGAGUUUGUGGACGAGUCGGGCUGUCCCGUACCAGACUGGAUCGGAUUCAUCCGCGCCGCCAGGAACAGUCAAGAGCAAAACCUGGAGGCUGUAUCGGACUUACCUGGCGGACAGAUUUUCUACCGUGUGCUAAGAGAAAUCCCUGCAGGAGAGGAGCUCAGUGUUUGGUAUUCCAACGCUCUGGCACAGUGGUACGACAUCCCCACCACGGCCACUCCCACGCACGACGAGAAAGGUGAGGAGCGUUACAUCUGCUGGUACUGCUGGAGAAUAUUCAAAUACCCGAACACACUCAAGGCCCACGUGCACUUCCACUGCGCCCUGAGCAACGGGCGGGGGUUUGUGAGCAGCGAGCAGGUCAGAGGCACCGAGACGUUCAGCAGGUCACCAAAGUCUGGAGACAUCCCUAACAACUCCACCUCUCCGAGGAGCGGUCACAGUAACUCCUCCAUCUCAGACUCUGGCAGGCGCGCGGUGUCCUCCUCGUCGUUUCUAAACAAAGCGGGACUGUCGAAGAAGAGCAGCUCCGAGGAGCAGGACAGGGCCCUCGACAUGAGCGUCACCACAGCCAGAAACCAGGGACAGCUCCUCGGCCUGGGCGCAACGUCCUCUGUCCUGAGCAGCAUGGGCUUCCACCCGGGCGUGCGCUCUGCCUUCAAGCCGACCGGUGUCUCCAAAGUCCCCGGCGCGGACGCCUCCAGAGAGGACGCCAACGGGAAGCUGAGCGGUCUGGGAUUCAGCAAACUCAUUGGGAACAUGAAACCAAUCCGCAACGUGGGCGAGACUCUAAACGGGGGAGGGAGCCAUCCUCCAAAGUGCGCACCUGCAAUUAUGGACGCCACAUCUUCAAUGGUGCCAUGCACAAACGCGGUCCGGGGUUUCCCGUUGCUGCCUCACAUGGAGGAGACCUCGGCCUUUAAGCACGUAGAGAGUCGGAUGCACUCCGGCCUGUCCCCGUCCCGUUACCCCCAAAUGCCCCCUGGACUCCAUUUUGAAAGGUUCUCUCUCCCUCACUUUGACGGUGUUAAGACUUAUGGAGGAGACUGUAACAUCCCACUAAUGCCCUUCACCGUCUAUAACGGGGAGCUUCUGUACAGCUCACCUUACUAUCCGCUCAAAUUCCACUUCGGCAACCUCCUCAAGUACCCAGAGUCCAUGUCCUACUUUGGUGCGCCCUCACUGAGUCAAGACCUGGGCUCCAUCACCAACAUCGACCGGGAGAUCGCCAUGCACACGCAACAGUUGUCCGAAAUCGCCGCGGAGAAGAACCGGACGAGGUUGGACUCGAUGCCCGCGGGGGCCCCCAGUAACGCCGGGUCCGGUAAACCUAAAAAGGGACACCUGUGUCUGUACUGUGGCAAGCUGUACUCCAGAAAAUAUGGCCUGAAAAUCCACAUGAGGACUCACACGGGUUACAAACCGCUCAAGUGCAAGGUGUGCUUCAGGCCCUUCGGAGACCCCAGCAACCUGAACAAACACAUCCGGCUUCACGCCGAGGGGAACACCCCGUACAGGUGCGACUUCUGCGGUAAGGUGCUGGUGCGGAGGCGGGACCUGGAGAGGCACGUCAAAUCCAGACACCCGGGACAGACCGUCAAGAAACUGGACGACAAAGCUGGCGGCCUGUUCGAGGACGCGGAGCAGAAGAGCGACAACGACAGUGAUGUAGACGUGUGCUUCACUGACGACCAGAGCGACCAAGAGUCCAGCAAAAAUAACGACUGAGACGUUUUCAUGCCCAUAGAGAGACUGCCCAUUGUCUUUAAAUGGUGUACACAACAAAAACCUGUCAUUCAGUCUUGUAUCAAGUCUGGCAUUUUUACAUUAUAGACAGUGACCCAAGGACACUUGACCUACGCACCAUCUCUACAUUUACCAGAAACUUGCAAUGUUAAUAUUACUUUUUGACUCGAAGGGGACAUAUGGCCUCCAAAAGUUUUUGUUUGGUUUUUCAUGAUGACAAAUUCACGAAAAAAAGCUCAAAAUCUUCAAGCGGUGUUGUAGACAUUUAUUUUCAUUCAUCUGAAAAGCAAAUCACCAAAAUUAUUGUUCUCUUGUUAUAAAUCUGUCAAACAGCGAUACUUUUACAAAACCACCCAAACAACCGCAGAUGAACAAGAACAAUGAUCCAAUCCAACCUCAGUUACAAACAUUUUCAGUCGCUUUUUAGGAAAAGAAAUCAAGGCUGAAUAUGAGACUAAAUGACUUCUUAAGUUAGAUAUGUUUUUGCAGUGUAAAAAGGUACCAGAACUGUCUUUUGUGAUAUGUCUCCCCCUGAAAGAGCCACUUCACUAAAAAAAAAAAAGAAAAAAAAGAAAGAAAAGAAAAAAGAAAAAAGCACUACAUUCCAUCAGACUGGAUGUGAACACAUUCUGGGAGAUGAUAUGAUCUAUAUGAUUCCCCUCUGGUUUGUUUUUAUUGUGAAUAAACAAUAAUAUUCCCAUGUUCCCCUCUGAACUGUUAGUUGCACUUUAAAAAAAAACAGCAAUGGGCAUUUCCUCUCAACAAAUCAGCUGCGUUAUAAUCGAACUUAUUCAUUUCGUCCCCUCGCUGAGGAUCUCUGACUCCCUGCGCCUCACUGAAUAACACACUGUACUUCAAUUUGCACUUUCUUGCGGAGGCGGGCUGCUCUAAAAGAAGCAGCAGCGGCAGCGCUCAGUUAAUUUAAGGAAUUAUUUCUAGAGAGAGAGAAAAUGUAUUGAUUGCAGUUAUAGGCUAUGUAAAGACGUGUAAAGUAUGAUAUUUCACAUUUGAGUGGAGAAGUGUUGUAUACGUUUGUUUAUAAGUGAUAUUGUCUGCGAAGACAAUAUUUUACU